GUGGAUUUCGGGACCAACAGCGUCGGCCAGUCGCGGAUGAUUCGAGAUUUCGCCGACCUCUUCCUCAAUCAAACCAGUUGCGACGUGCAUUUCCGGCUCCAGGGCGUGGUCAUGGGCGCCCACGUCGUGAUUCUGACGGCCCGCAGCUCCGUAUUCGCCGCCAUGUUCAAAUGCGACAUGGAAGAGUCGAAAACUAGAAAAGUCGUCAUCGAAGAUAUCGAGCCGGAAGUCUUCCGCCAGCUGCUCCACUACCUCUACACGGGCACCUGCCCGCUGCUGGAGAUGAAAUCCAUCACGCGCGAUCUCUGCGUGGCGGCUGACAAGUACGACGUCGAGACGCUCAAGAAGGAGUGCGUCGACAUUUUGCUGGUCCAACUGGACGUGAGCAAUUCGAUCGCCACGCUCGUCUGGUCUCAUUUGCAUUCGAUCACGACCCUGUUUGACGCCUCGCUCAAGUGCAUCGCCCUCAACGGGCCGACCGUUUGCUUCCUGCCCGAGUGGAAGGAUCUGACUCACGACUAUCCCGAUUUGUGUCUGAUGGCCACUCAGCACAUGAUAAAGAUCAAGGUGUACGGUGUCAGCAGUGUCAGCUGCGAGAGCGAUUGCGGCGGGGCCGACUGCGAGACGGACCUCUGGGAAACGGAAGUGCAGAACGUCUUUCAAACGACCAGCGAAAUCGACUGCGAGACGGACGGUGAUUGGCUGGAAUUUCCGGAACAAAUCCGCCGCAUUGCUUCUCUGAUUAAAAUGUAAUUGUGUUAACUGAUGCGCACAGCUUGUCGUUUUGAAAUGAAAUAAAUGAAUAUUGGAGUUGA
This is a messenger RNA of Daphnia pulicaria, 815 nucleotides long. Its product is annotated as TD and POZ domain-containing protein 5-like. Lineage: Eukaryota; Metazoa; Arthropoda; Branchiopoda; Diplostraca; Daphniidae. Gene Ontology annotation, biological process: proteasome-mediated ubiquitin-dependent protein catabolic process; regulation of proteolysis. Bases 37 to 753 code for a protein of 238 amino acids. The record is from RefSeq and is a predicted model, not a curated record. Gene Ontology annotation, cellular component: cytoplasm; nucleus. Gene Ontology annotation, molecular function: ubiquitin protein ligase binding. The transcript is spliced from 3 exons.